UCGAAUUAGGAAAAUUACUAAACGGCUUUCUCAACACUAGUACAAGCUAUUAUAACUUAUAUUUAUUUUAUAUUUGUGUAGAUUUAGUUUUUAAAUAUUAUAUUUAUCUUAAUCUACUUUGCCUCAUAAAUACAGAAUAGGCAAUCAUUAUGAACGACGAAGAAGUGAUUCAAAUUACUAAUCUUUUAGAACGCACAAUAUCUACUGACAAAGAAGAGCUAAAUCAAAUACAAAAAUUUUUAGAACAUGCUGCCCAGACAAAUUUGCCUGGUUUUCUUAAAACUUUGUCAAAUGUUCUUCUUUAUUCUGUUAACAAUCCAGUUGCACGUAUUGCAGCUGGACUUCAGAUUAAAAACCAUAUUACAUCAAAAGAUGAGGCAGUUAAAAUACAAAUGAAACAAAGAUGGUUAUCAUUUUCUGAACAAGAUCGUAUGUUUAUUAAGGAAAACAUAUUUAAAGCCCUUGGUACAGAAAGUCGACCAAGCUCAGCUGCUCAAUGUGUUGCCAAUGUUGCUAUAAUUGAAUUACCUCUAAACCUAUGGCCUGGCCUUAUUUCAUUACUUGCUGCUAAUGUGACAGAUCCUAACUCAACGGACAUUUUAAAAGAAUCUUCUUUGGAAACUAUUGGCUACAUUUGUGCAGAAACAGAUCGAGAUAUUUUAAAAGCAGAAUCAAAUACAGUACUAACUGCUAUUGUUCAUGGUAUGACACAGAUGAACAACCAUGUAUGUCUAGCAGCUACUACAGCCCUCUAUAAUUCUUUAGAAUUUACUAAAGGGAAUUUUGAAAAAAAAAAUGAACGAGAUUAUAUCAUGGAAGUUGUAUGCAAAGCAACUCAAUCUCCUGAUACUCAAAUUAAAGUUGGUGCGUUACAAUGUCUUGUUAAAAUUGUUUCUCUAUAUUAUGAAUAUAUGGAAUUAUAUAUGACUACUCUAUUUCCAAUUACUUUGCAAGCUAUUAAAUGUGAUCUAGAUGAAGUGGCUCUUCAAGGAAUUGAGUUUUGGUCUAGUGUUGCUGAAGAAGAGUCUGAAAUUAUUUAUGAAAGACAAUGUCAAGAAGGAAAUAAUGAUAAAAAACUUAUGAUGUAUUCUGAAGGCGCUUUAGAAUUUAUUAUUCCUGUUUUAAUGGAAAAACUCACUACACAAGAGGAAGGAGAUGACGACGAUGAUUGGAAUCCAUGUAAAUCUGCUGGUGUUUGUAUUAUGUUACUAGCCACUUGUUGUCAAAAUAAUAUAGUUCCUCAUGUAAUUCCAUUUAUAAAUUCAAAUAUUAACAGUCCUGAUUGGCGUUUUAGAGAUGCAUCAGUAAUGACGCUUGGAUCAAUUUUAGGUGGUUUAGAUCAAAAUGCUUUAAAGACUUUACUUGAACCUUAUAUACCAGUUUUAAUACAUUUAAUGUAUGAUUCAAGUAUAGCUGUUCAAGAUACAUCUGCUUGGACAUUUGGUCGUAUUUUUGAAUUUGUGCCAGAUCUAAUAAUUAAUUCUCCGUGUUUAAGUGAUGUUUUGGGAGUAUUUAUAAAAGGACUUAAAUCAGAACCUCGAGUUGCCACAAAUAUUUGUUGGGCAUUUAGUAGUUUAGCUCAAGCUACUGGUGAAGAAAUGACUGUUUUAACACCAUACUUUGAUUACAUUGUACAAGGUUUACUAGAAACAACAGAAAGAGGGGAUGGGAUGCGAUCAAAUUUAAGAUCUGCUGCUUAUGAAGCACUUAUGGAUAUGAUUAAGUGUGCUCCAAUUGAUUGUUAUGAGACUGUUAAAGGCACAACUUUAAUAGUUCUAAGUCGCUUAAACCAGAUUAUUAAUUUACAAUCAAUAAAUGAUGAUUGUUUGGAUAUGCAAGGAUUGCUGUGUGCUACUUUACAGAGUGUUAUUCGAAAAAUGAGUUGUGAAGAUGUAGAAAAAAUAGCUGAUGCUGUUAUGAAUGCACUUUUAAUAAUGUUAAGUACCAGCAAAGAUAGUGGUUUGCAAGAGGACGCCUUAAUGGCUAUAAGUCCAUUAGUUGAAAAUCUUGGGAAAGGAUUUAAUAAAUAUAUGGAGUAUUUCAAGUCAUAUUUAUUUAUUGGUCUUCAAAACAAUAUGGAAUUUCAAGUGUGCUUAGCUGCAAUAGGUUUAGUAGGUGACCUAAGCCGAGCUCUUCGUGAAAAUUUAGCGCCUUAUUGUGACCAAAUAUUUGCUCUUUUAUUUGAAACUCUUCGCAACAAUACAGUGAAUAGAAAUUUAAAACCACAAAUUCUCUCCACUUUUGGAGAUAUAGCUCUUGGUAUUGGAGCAGAAUUCAAAAAGUACUUGGAACAUGUUCUUAAUGCUUUAGUUCAAGUUGCACAACUUCAAUUAGACCCCAAUGAUGCAGAUAUAAUAGAUUAUUUAAAUGAACUCCGUGAGGGUGUCUUAGCAGCUUAUGUUGGUAUCGUACAAGGAUUAAAAGGAGAAGAAAUUACACCGAACCCAGAUGUAUACCUUCUUGAACCUCAUUUACCAUUUAUAGUACAAUAUAUGAUUUCUAUAUGUGGUGAUCCUAAUGCACAUAUAGGAAUAUUAAAAAGUUGUUGUGGCCUUGUGGGAGAUUUAUGUACAGCAUUUGGUGCUAAAGUAUGUCCAAUUUUAGACAACCCUGAAGUUCAUGGAUUAUUAUUUAAAGGUCGCCAGUCUACAGAUGCAACAGCUAAAAGUUUAGCACGAUGGUCCGCCAAAGAACUCCAAAAAAUUAAAACUCCUUCAAUGUAAAUCUAUUUAAUUUAAAACGUGAGACUAUCGAUCGUUUGUCCUCUCGUAUGAUUGUCUUUAAUAGUGCCUAUGUAAUUUUUCUAGUAUAAAUGGAACCGAAACAUGUCUGUGAUUUUGUAUA
Molecule: messenger RNA, 2844 nt
Organism: Daktulosphaira vitifoliae (grape phylloxera)
Lineage: Eukaryota; Metazoa; Arthropoda; Insecta; Hemiptera; Phylloxeridae
Product: importin subunit beta-1-like
Exons: 2
Coding region: 150-2723 (857 amino acids)
Biological process (GO): protein import into nucleus
Cellular component (GO): cytoplasm; nucleus
Molecular function (GO): small GTPase binding; nuclear import signal receptor activity
Source: RefSeq, a predicted model, not a curated record